GAGCUGCCUUUCAGUGUCACCCAUCAGUGCCAGUCAGUGCCACCUAUCAAUGCCAAUUAGUGCCACCUAUCAGUGCCAGUCAGUGCCACCUAACAGUGCCAGUCAGCGCCGACUAUCAGUGCGCAUCAGUGCCGCUUAUCAGUGCCGUGUCAGUGCCGCCUAUCAGUGCCAGUCAUCAGUGCCGCCUAUCAGUGCUGCCUAUCAGUGCCAUGUAUCAGUGCUGCCUUUCAGUGCCCAUCAGUGAUGCCUGUCAAUGCCCAUCAGUG
Staurois parvus is the source of this 266-nucleotide messenger RNA. The record is from the annotation of a GenBank genome assembly. Lineage: Eukaryota; Metazoa; Chordata; Amphibia; Anura; Ranidae.